AUUUGAAAAGAAUUUUUGGAGUAGAACCUAUUAUUAAUACUCAAAGAGGUUAUGUACGCAUUUUUAAUUAAACAAAAAUAUGUCUCGUAUAAAUAUAUCAAUUUUAGAAAGAUGGUCAUUAAUCCUCAACCAUAUGCCAAAGAAUCACAUUUAGCUGUAGAUUGUCAUCUGAUAUAAGUGGGAAAAAAAAGUAGGGAGACAGUAAAAGUGACACACGCUUGAAAGAGAACUUCAUUCAUUACUAAGGCAGCUAUGAUAUUGCCUUCAAAAUUGAAAGUGUUGCGUCUGAUAUCUUUAAACAACAAAAACAUAGGUUCAUUUAUAAAUGAAAAAAUGACUAGUAUUCACUCAAGUGAGAAUGCAGAAGUUCAUGAGAUGCCAAUGAAUGUUUUGAUUAGACCAUUUCCACCUGAAGUUAAUGAUGAAAAAGUUAGAAGUCUAAUGAAAACUUUACAAGAUCCCGACACUGAAUCUUUGGUACCUCCUGUUGAUGUUCUAUGGAUUACAGGAAGAGAAGGCGGUGAUUAUUAUUAUUCAUUUGGAGGUUGCCAUCGUUAUAUAGCUCAUCAAAAACUUGGUAAACCAACAAUAAGAGCAAAACUAAUAAAAUCAACAGUUACAGAUUUACGAAGUUACCUCGGAAAUUCAACACCGGAUCUUAAAUAAAAUUUAAAUCGUUUUUUUUUUUCUUAGUAAGACAAUAUAAAUCAAGCAGAUAUUGAAUAUAAAAAAAAUUAAUAAAAUUAUUCUAUUUAUA
This is a messenger RNA of Leptopilina boulardi, 757 nucleotides long. RefSeq names its product sulfiredoxin-1. The coding region runs from base 253 to 666 and encodes 137 amino acids. The transcript is spliced from 4 exons. Gene Ontology annotation, biological process: cellular response to oxidative stress. Gene Ontology annotation, cellular component: cytoplasm. Lineage: Eukaryota; Metazoa; Arthropoda; Insecta; Hymenoptera; Figitidae. The record is from RefSeq and is a predicted model, not a curated record. Gene Ontology annotation, molecular function: sulfiredoxin activity.